Messenger RNA from Oncorhynchus keta (chum salmon), 1860 nucleotides. RefSeq names its product UDP-glucuronosyltransferase 2A1-like. The record is from RefSeq and is a predicted model, not a curated record. The transcript has a single exon. The coding region runs from base 1 to 1596 and encodes 531 amino acids. Gene Ontology annotation, molecular function: UDP-glycosyltransferase activity. Lineage: Eukaryota; Metazoa; Chordata; Actinopteri; Salmoniformes; Salmonidae.
AUGACAUACAUUGGAAACAUGACUUUGUGCCUUUUGUUAUUUCUGUUGAUUAUGUGUGGUUCAGUUUGCCAUGGUGGGAAGUUGCUGGUCUUUCCCGGGGAGGGAAGUCACUGGGUUAACAUGGACAUUUUGAUCAAGGCGCUUCACUCUCAGGGACACACCAUCACAGUGGUACGAACAACAAAAAGUUGGUAUAUCAAAGAAGAAUCGUCCUUCUACAGUUCUAUUACAAUACCUGUCACUGACGCUAUGGAUGAGGAAUUUGUAAAGCCAAUUAUGAAGAAAAUAAUUGAUAUAGAGAGAGGAACGAGCUCUGUAUUAAACUUUAUACAUUUGCAAAUCGAGAUGAUCUCUGCCAGGUCUAAGUUUCAUAAAUAUGCUAGUGACUUAGCAACUGCUGUAUUGAAAGACAAAGAUUUAAUAAAGACCCUAAAGGAGAACCAAUAUGACCUGGUGCUUACUGACCCAGCAUGGGGAGGAGGUCUAUUGGUGGCUCACUAUCUUCAGCUACCUCUAGUCUACAAUGUACGGUGGGCAAUCAGUGGAGAGGGACAUUUAACUAUUGCACCAUCACCAAUGUCAUACAUUCCAAUUACUUUAUCAGGGCACUCAGACAAAAUGACUUUCACAGAGAGAGUAAAGAAUAUGCUUUUAUAUUUGCUUUCUGCUGUUCGGGACAGGUUGACUGUCUGGCCACAUUACCAGGCUGUUUGUGAUGAGUUUUUCCAACCAGGUGUGGACUUCUAUGAGUUAUUACAAGGAGCUGAUCUGUGGCUCAUGAGAAUUGACUUUGUGUUUGAAUUUCCUCGUCCCACCAUGCCUAAUGUUAUCUAUAUGGCAGGGUUCCAAUGUAAUCCUGCCAAACCUCUUCCCCAAGAACUGGAGAAGUUUGUUCACAGUUCUGGGGAGCAUGGAGUCAUUAUCAUGUCUUUGGGGACUUUCGUUACUGAAUUUCCACAUGAUAUAGCUGAUGUGAUUGCUGCUGCUUUUUCCCAACUGCCUCAGAAGGUAAUCUGGAGACACAAAGGAGACAGGCCAGCUACUCUGGGCAACAACACCUUAGUAGUUGACUGGAUGCCUCAGAAUGAUCUGUUAGGACACCCUAAGACAAGGCUGUUUGUAGCUCACGGAGGAACAAAUGGGGUUCAAGAGGCUAUCUACCAUGGAAUUCCUGUUGUGGGUAUACCUCUGUUUAAUGAUCAAUAUGACAACCUCCUUCGUCUGAAAGAGAGAGGAGGAGCAAAGCUUUUAUCCAUGGCAACAGUAGACAAGAACAAUAACUUCCUAGAGGCCUUACAGGAAGUUCUGGAUGAGCCGUCCUACAGGAUGAACAUGCAGAGACUCUCCAGGCUACACCGGGACGUGCCAAUGGAACCCCUGGACACUGCCCUCUUCUGGAUUGAGUUUGUCAUGAGACACAAAGGUGCUGCUCACCUGCGUACAGAGUCCUACAGAAUGCCCUGGUACUCCUACCACUCUGUAGAUGUUGUCCUGAUGUUGUUGGGUGUUGUUUCAGUGGUUAUUCUUCUUCUUGUUGCAAUAGUCAGAUAUUUAUGCAUUAGAAAAUGCUUGAAAAGAAAGAUUAAAAGUGAAUGAGCAGAUCCAAUUCUCCACAUUCUGGUGCACACAAAUAGUAGGAUAUAUAUGACUUAAAGCUGUUAUAUGGAACAAUACCCAACAAAACUCCUAUAGAUAUGCGAGUUAUGGAUCUGUCAUUCUCAUUGAAAGCAAGUCUAAGAUGCCGUAGAUCUGUUCUAUGUGUGCUAUCUCUAUGCUUCCCAUGUUUAAGUAUCUUUUUGCUUCUUUUACUUUCGAUUUUGUACACCAGUUUCAAACAGCAGGAAAUACAACAUUUUUGGU